Lytechinus pictus (painted urchin) is the source of this 5391-nucleotide messenger RNA. RefSeq names its product zinc transporter ZIP12-like. Lineage: Eukaryota; Metazoa; Echinodermata; Echinoidea; Temnopleuroida; Toxopneustidae. Gene Ontology annotation, cellular component: plasma membrane. Gene Ontology annotation, molecular function: monoatomic cation:bicarbonate symporter activity; zinc ion transmembrane transporter activity. The coding region runs from base 197 to 2587 and encodes 796 amino acids. Gene Ontology annotation, biological process: intracellular monoatomic cation homeostasis; zinc ion import across plasma membrane. The record is from RefSeq and is a predicted model, not a curated record. The transcript has 13 exons.
GGCAUUGCAUCUUUAGACUUUGUGAAGCACACAUAUUAAAUUUCAGUCUGAGGAAGUCGCCAUUUUACCUGCCAUCUUGUUAUUUAUGAUCUGAUUUUCAACUUUAUACCAAAAAGCUACCUAUAUUUUCCUGCUAUUGGUUUAAGAUUUUAGAAGCCUGUAUGAGGUCAGAUUAAGCAGAAUUUAUACUAUUAUUAUGCCUGAAUUGAAGAACCUAUCGUGCAUACCCGCGGAGACGCUCUUCCGGAUAGUAGGGGUAGAUACCAGAGACGGUUACCUGAGCGAAGCAACAUUUGGUCCAGCUAGCCUGGUCAUCCUGUACUACAUCCAUGCACCAGAGGCGACAUGUACACUUGGACCUUCUACCGUUGGAACCAACGAUUCCUUCUCGUACAGAGAUUACCUACUUGCACUGAGCGGUCUCAACUCGACGGACUCUACUCCUAAGCUCGGUUCUCGGAUAUCAUUCGGAAACGGAGCCAUGUUUUCGGAGGAGAAGUUGCAGCUACUUCUGAAGAGCAUCAAUAAGACUUAUAUACCAACAUCUUCUUUUCAGUGUUUUCAGGCUCACACACUGAUCAAAGCUGCCAGCAUCCCCGACGAACAUGAUAUCGCCCAGUCAGGUUUGGAGAUCUUAGCUGCCCACUUAGUUAGUUCCCUACUCCAUGGACACUGUAUUGGCGAGGGUCUUCUUGUCCCCCCUUCCUACUUUUCAGAUUACAUCUUCGACGAGUUUGGUAGCAACCAUAUCAUACGAGAGGCAGGACUUCAGCGUCUGCUUGGCACCCUCGAUCUCGGUUUUGUUCUUACCGAUCAGUCAGCAGAGGGUGGAGAUCACGGUCAUGACCACGGUCACGACCACCGUGACCAUGACCACGCCAACAGUGGUCCUACCUUCGGCCGGGGAUCCGCGACUGGCCAAGGACAGGGAACAGGUCACGACCAUGGGCACAGACCGGGCGGUCACGGGCCUACGAAUAAAACAACGUCGGUAACACCGACACUGGAUCCACAUGCAGGGCAUGGUGUUCAUGGUCACCACGACCACCAUGGACAUGGUCAUGGGCCACCGCAUCAUUUCGGGUUUCUGAUGGAAAGAAACGUUAUCAACGACCACCGAACCAAAAGAAGAGCAACACAUCUCCAUUCCCCAGGACACGAACAUCAAGCAGAAAAUGACACCUUUCAGCAGUGUUAUUCUGGUGAUCAGCUCUUGGAUAUAUUUGGUAUCAACGAGGCCCUGGGGAUAUCAGAGAGGCAGUUCAGUGAACUCUGUCCAGCUAUCUUACAUCAAAUCAUCACGGACGCUUGUAACCCCGACAUGCGUACUGAUGUGCGUCCUGUAGGGCCUUUGUCUACUGCGGAAGUGUACGGUUAUGGAACGCUAGCGGUAUUCAUCAUCACGGCAACAUCAAUAUUAGCCGUUCUUAUUCUACCCUGUCUCAGUGACUCGGUGCAACAAUACGUCAUACAUGCCUUUGUGGCCCUCUCCAUCAGUACUAUGUCGGGAGAUGCACUCAUGCAUCUUAUUCCACAGGCCAUUGGUCUUCACAGUCACGGUGACGAUGACGAAAAUGACCAUCAUGCUCCAGAUGGUAAUCACGAUCAUGGCGUGAUGUUGGUUGAGAUCGAUAUGAUGAAUAUCAUGUACAAAAUGGCGACGGUUCUGGGGGCUAUUUACUUCUUCUUUCUAUUUGAAUCCUUGAUGAAUGUCUUGUUUAGCAGAAAGAAAAGUGAAGAUGCGGAGACAAGAAGAUGUUCAAGAUUAGUAGAAGAUUGCGAUGAGAAGACAUCAGUAUUCAACCAACAAACAGAGCAAGUGUGGCUGAAUGAUACAGACAAUGGCAUUCCAAAUCUUCCCGAACCUAGCACUUUAACGCCAUUGUCGAUUAACAUGAAUGGCAAUAAUGACGCGGAAGAUCGAGGUUUUGAGAGUCUCGUUCAAGAACAAAAGGAUGAAGAUAACAGAUCGUUUUUUAUGAGAGGAUUGACACCUGUUUCGAUCAUGGUGCUGUUAGGGGAUGCCUUACACAAUGCAAUGGAUGGUUUAGUGUUAGGAGCGGCUUUCACAUCCAAUAUAUUUGUUGGAAUAUCGACGAGUAUUGCUAUAUUGUGCCACGAAAUACCACAUGAGCUUGGUGACUUUGGUGUUUUAAUAGAGAAUGGAAUGAGUAACAGACGAGCGGUGUUCUGGAACUUCGCCAGCGGUUGUUCAGCCUUCGCAGGUUUAUAUCUAGGUAUAAUUAUUGGGACGAGAGAGGGCGCCCAACAGUGGCUUUUCGCAAUCACCGCUGGCUUUUUUCUAUAUAUUUCAAUGGUUGAUUUGUUUGGUGGAAUGUUACGGAAAGAUGAUCAUGGUCAUGGUCACUCUCACGGAUCAUCGUCGACUUCGUUGAAGAGAUCACCAGCGAUGAGUAAUAGACAUAGCUGGCUACAAGAGAUGGCGCUCAACGAAAAAUCCGAAAAGAGAUCCAAGCUGGCAGUUUUUAUCUGUCAAAAUAUCGGUUUAUUGGUUGGCUGGGCCAUCAUGUUUCUACUCUCAUACUACGAGGAAGAGCUGCUGCAUUUAAAUAUAUUCAACCGUUGAGGAGGGGUCACGUCCCCAUGUACUCCAUCUUUCAAUGACGUAAUCCUUCUUUCAGGAAACCCCAGACGAUUAUGUUCGAUGGAAAUAUCGAUUGAAGCGCUGCCUUUUUUUAUCACAUUUCCUUCUUCAUAUUUUUGGAACUGCAUCGGUAUUUUGUUGUUUUUAUUCAUUUUCAAUAGAAUACGUGGCUGGCGGGUUGGAAGAAGUAAUUGCUGAAUGUACAUUAUUCGAAACGUGUGUGUGAUAUAUAAUAUUAUUUACUCACUCAUAUCAUGUUUCUUACUACUGGAAUAAAGAUGGAACUUUAUGUCUUGUAUUCUGAGCAAAGAGACGUAUUCAUAAUUUCCUGGAGAGCAGGAAGAAAUGCCAUUGGGUGGGUUGAUAUGACGUGGUCAUAUACCAUGUCGUAAUAUAUCUAAGGUUAUCUAGAUUUUAAAGAAAGGGAUGAAUAUACACAUUUUGUCCCGAUUGCCAUAGCUGUGUGAUCCAGCCAUGCAAAAUUUAAAAAUUAAAAGAUUUUGUAAUAGUUCAUGUCUUCAUGAUUCUUACACAAUAAAAUUAUCUAAUGUUGUAGCAUAUUUUCCUUUCAAAUUUCAAAACAUUAGAUAGUUUUUUAAUAUCUUCAUUGAUAUUUUUUAUGUUAGUCAACUGUUUUUAUUUUCUUUUAUUAAAAAACAAAUGCACACAUAGUUGAAAAGAAUGCGUAUAGCAUUUCUAUUUAUUUCAUUUCAGGAUAGAAGAGCACUAGUUGAAUAAAUGCCUUGCUCACAUAAGUGCCAUGGCCGGGAUCGAACCCCGGACAUUCAUGUGUCUAGUUAGGCGCCUUUGACCACUCGGCCAUGUCACCUUUAAUGGUGUAAUGUUCUAAUUGUCAUUUUCUGGUACUUAAGUUAUUAAUGUUUAUGUCUAUACUAUUGAGUGUUUUAAUUGGAGGCCUCCUUCAUUACACACCUGUUUCACCCUGUUAAUAUUUUUCUUCUAAUAUAGUAUGUUUAUUGUUGUCAAGAUAAACGAUAGAAAUCGAAUUAUUGUAAUUGUUGGAAAUGGAAAUAAACGAAAUUGAAUUAAAUUAAAUCAAAAAUUUAUAUGAGCUCUUAAAGUACAGCCGAUAAGUUUAAACUAGGUCGUAUAAAGUGCACACAGGUUGUUUAAGUUUGUUUUGACUGUGUGAAAAGACGAUAGAAUUUUAAUGUUUCAUCUUGUCAAUUUACUUGUUUUGAAUAUCCAAAAUAGAAAUGAUCCCUUAACAGAGAAGAAAAGGUAUAAAUGAAUCCAAACAAUACAGCUUCUUGCUUUGAAAGUCCGAAUCUAGUAAAACUUUGAGAAAAAAUGCCAAAAUCUGCAACAAAUAUUUCAUUCAUUAAAUUUAAUGUAUGUUCGACAAGUAGGCAUGUAAAGUUGAAGAAAUACAGCUAUUUAAGUCACGUUCAGGGUGUAAAUGUAAAAAGGUCCCAACGUUAAACCGAUAUUUCGGAGGUGAAAUUUAUCUCCACUUUCACACAUCUUCUUGAUAACUGCAGCUGUUUUCUUUUUCCUAGAGUUUCACAAAAUCAUAAGCUCUCUGCACGUUCUGCAACCGAAAGUUGAAAGGGAUAUCGAUAAGUGAAUAUUUGAAAGCCAAAAGAAUAACCAUCCUCUGUCUUGUUCCGUUGUGUCUUUCCCUGCGGUUUCGAGAUUGUUCAUCGAAAAAUUCAAGACUCGUUUUUUCUUUCAGGUAUUUCCUAAAACUGGGGCCCGUUUCAUAAAGGACUUGCAACUGUUGUCACUUGUCAUAAUGGCAACUACCAUGGUAACAGGCCUCAGCAGUCAAUCAUAAUCAAGGUUACUAUGGUAGUUGCCAUAAUGGCAAAGUUACAACAGUUGCAAGUCCUUUAUGAAACGGGCCCCUGGUCCUUGCACAUGUAAUGAGGCACCCAUGAACACCGCAGUGGAUAUUCAACAAUGAAAAUAACUUCAGGGUCACGAAGUAUCAAUACAUAAAUUUCAGGAUGUUAUUCCAUAUUUCUUCACAAAUAGAGUAAAACUAUUGAUUUUAAUAAAUUUACAUUAUUUGAAUGGAAUAAUGAUAAUGAAUUGAUUUGGCUGUGGAUCAGAUAUGAUAUUAUUUAGGAAUAAUCUGUCAUGCAGAGCUUCCAAAAAGUAUUUAAAAACAAAUUAUUUUUUUAGAUUGAAGUUAUUAUUUUGUUUCAUCAUCAUCAUUGUUAUUAUUACUAUCAGCGUUAUUAUUUCAUAAUGUUCUUCUUGUUGUCGUUUUUUCCGCAGAUGCUAUAUGUAAUCCAUGGCGUAUUCAUUUGCAAGGUUCCUUUUCAUGACAGAUAUGCCGUUGAUCCCUUUAUGAUAAAUGUUUGAAUUGUAUUCGACAAUGUAACUUCACCCGUUUUUAGGCUUGUUCUCCGCUUCCAUUUCCCCAUACUCAACAUUUUCCUUUCCUUCUUCAUAUAUAUAUUGUCAUGGAUUAUUUCUUAUGUCUGUAUACACUACAUUUGUUUGGCCUGCUAUUGGCAUUUAGUGUCACACUUUUCCUGCCAGGGACCUAUAUAUAUAUAUAUUGAUCUUCAAAUAAUAUUUGUAUCUAGUUUCGAUGAAUACCUUUUUGCAAUGUAGAUAGCUACCCUUUUCUGGCAUAUUUUCAUUUGAAAUGCUGCUGGGAAUUAAAUGAUUAUGCAUAUGUUUAAAGUCAUGUCAAUGAAAGUGUUGUAUGUAUAUCAUUGAACGAUUAUGUGAGAAUCAAGCUUUCUUUAUCGUGUACAGAAAGUAUAUUUUGUGAAUGAGAUUCGAUUAAAGCAUGGUAUUGUAAUCUUAAA